Molecule: messenger RNA, 408 nt
Organism: Aureococcus anophagefferens
Lineage: Eukaryota; Pelagophyceae; Pelagomonadales; Pelagomonadaceae
Exons: 2
Coding region: 1-408 (135 amino acids)
Molecular function (GO): protein binding
Source: RefSeq, a predicted model, not a curated record
AUGAAAAAAGCCGCGAAGCUUUUUAAGAGAGCGGUUGAACUUGGGUCCGUGAACGCGAUGCUGAGCCUUGGGUACCGGUACUUCACGGGAGAGGACUUCAAGUUGGACGAGAAGAAGGGGCUAAAGCUCUGGCGGAUGGCCGCGGACCGAGGACUUGCACGGGCGCAGUGCAAUCUUGCAGUAGCUCUCUACGAACAUGAGCGUGCCUGCCAAGAUUUGAAGGAAGCUUUUCGUUAUUUUCAGCUUGCUGCCGAACAAGGGUUUACUCAGGCGGAGCACAGGCUCGGGAUGUGUUUCGGACAGGGCGAUGGCGUGGAGCCUGACCUAGACGAGGCCAGACGCUGGUAUAAGCGCGCGGCCGCGAAAGGGGACAAGUGGGCCAUCGAGAUGCUCAAGCGCUGCGCGUAG